AUGCGAGUUGUUAUCGUCGCAACGCCGAGGCACCUGUUGAAAGCCUCGGCGGGCUAUAUUACAUGUCAGCAUUUCCAUUUCAAACCACCUGUCGUCAUCAUCAUCAAACUAAUACUAUCCGACUUCAUCAACACCAUCACCAUCACCAUCACCGUACCCAUCUCCGCAUCCAUCAAUUCCGAAUCCCCACCUCCUACACCCCCCCAUCACCGCCGCUCAAGUAUCUCUAGCUCCCGAACACCUCAAACACCUUCCCCCACCGCCCCCUCCCUGCCCUCUCCUCAACCCACACCAACACAAAUGCACCACUUCCUCGCACUCCCCCUCCUCCACCUCCAAUCCCGCCGCCUGCGCCGGCGCCUCAAAAGGCUACAGCGAAAGCUCUCCCGGCUCGAUGAGAAGAUCAGCGAAUACAGCAGCCACCCGAGCAACGACGAGCCGAACGUAGUGAUGGGCAUCGCGAUGUAUGAGAGCAGAGCAGAGUUAGAAUGGAGGAUCAACGAUGCGCGGGAGGACCUGAAUAUUGUGCGCAGUCGCAUUAUGACAGUGGAGAGUGAGAGGGUGCGGAAGAGGGACGGUAGGUGGCUGGCGAGAUGA
Molecule: messenger RNA, 597 nt
Organism: Morchella importuna
Lineage: Eukaryota; Fungi; Ascomycota; Pezizomycetes; Pezizales; Morchellaceae
Exons: 1
Coding region: 1-597 (198 amino acids)
Source: RefSeq, a predicted model, not a curated record